AUGCAUGAGAUAAUUACAAUCUCAGUUUCUCAUAGAGCGAACCAUUUAGCCACACAAUUUUUCAAUACUCAAGAACAAUAUUUAUAUUUGAAAAAUGAUAACCCGGUACAAUCUUCUGUAUUUUUAAACCCAACUAUUGAUAGAUUAUCAAAGACAGUUUCAUACUCACCAAGAGCAUUAUUAUGGGACGCUAAGACAGGUACUGGUUCACUAGGGGUUCAUCAAUACUCUCAGAUAGAAGAAGAUUAUUAUGAGUUUGAUAAAGAAGAUGUGAAAAGAAACAAAAGUGUUAAAGACAAUUCCAUAAUAUUCACUCAUCCAAGAAUACCGAAAUCUGAAUAUCAAAGUGCAUUAGAUACAGGAUUAACUUUGCCUUCUCUGACACCUCAACUGGCCAAAUAUUGGUCUGAUUAUUCAAAAUUAAUUUAUCAUCCAACAAGUUUUAAUACACUGAAAGAUUGGUAUCAUGAUACUGAACAACCAAAUAAACCAGAUUUUCAAAAUUUAGGUGAAAGAAAAUUUGAUGAUUAUAAUAUUGGGUAUACGGAAUUUAAAGAAUCUUAUUCGAUGGAUUUUUUUGAUAAUAAUUUACAUUAUCAACUAGAAGCUUGUGAUACGUUACAAGGUUUUAAUCUAGUAACCGAUUUUGACAAUGCUUGGGGUGGAUUUUCAUCGUCUUUACUUGUAGAGUUAAAAGACGAAUUACCUAAAAGCUCUAUUUUCACUUAUGGGUUUAAUGAAGAUGAUCCAUUCACUUUAGCAAAAGACACAUUAUCUUUGCGUUUAACACCAUCUAUGAUUCCAAGAGUACAUAAUAAGAUUAGGGCUACAAUGACUCUCAGUGAAGAAUCUGAUCUUCUAUUCCCAUUAUAUGUCGAUUCUAAACUAUCUAAUUGGGAAAAUGCAGGUUUUAGCAAUAGAAUAUUCGAUUCAAUUAACUCCAUAUUUUGUCAAAAUAAUGCAACUCAACGUAAAAGCAUGGAAUAUUUAUCAACUUUAUUGAAAAAUGAUGGAGAGAAUGAUAGAAAUAUUAUAUCAAAAAUAAUUGAUUAUAAUAAUAUAGACAAUCAAAAAACUGAUCAUUCCUACCAAUCAAAAAUAUUGCCAUACAAAAACAGUCCAAAGGAUUAUCAUGAAUUUUCCAAAUGCUUAAUUGAAAGAGCAUUGUAUAAUAAAUCUGAAAAGAAAGAGGAAAAUGCGGAAUCUAUAAUGUCUAAAUUCAACACAGUUUAUACUUAUCCUUAUAAUGUAACAGAUACAAUCCCUACAGCUCUUGUCAAGGAUAGAGCAAAAGAUGAAUUUGAAUUGAAAUUAUCAAUGGAUGAAUAUAGUAGAAAUAUUUAUUUAUAUUGGUCUGAAAUGGUUAGUAAAUAUUUUAAAAAUGAUCCAGAUAGAGAAGAUUUGAAAGAUCAAUUAGCGAAUAAAGCUUCGGCUUAUGAAUAUGGGUGGUAUGAUGAUGAAGAUUCAGGAGAUGACUAUUAG
Molecule: messenger RNA, 1482 nt
Organism: Henningerozyma blattae CBS 6284
Lineage: Eukaryota; Fungi; Ascomycota; Saccharomycetes; Saccharomycetales; Saccharomycetaceae
Gene: DML1
Product: Dml1p
Exons: 1
Coding region: 1-1482 (493 amino acids)
Biological process (GO): mitochondrion distribution
Cellular component (GO): cytoplasm
Source: RefSeq, a predicted model, not a curated record